AGGUCAAACCGAUUUCAAUUGUCGAUGCUCCACUAUUGGAUCCCUCGCCGGAGCGCCUCCUCUCCUCUCUCUUUUCUUCUUCUGCGACACCACCUACCGAGAGAUAAUCAAUGCCCAGCUUCGGCCUUCUCCCUCUCGUGCCCCCGCGCCGAUUUGAAUCCCUUCUCCAUCUCUAGCCAGAAACUUCGGUUCCUUGGCUCGCCCUGCCUCCGACGAUGGACGGCGAUGGCGGAGGGGCGUACGGCUCUCACACUGCCGAGGAUGUCUUCCGAGACUUCAGGGCCCGGAGAGCCGGCAUGAUCAAGGCGCUCACUACUGAUGUCGAGAAGUUUUAUCAGCAGUGUGAUCCCGAAAAGGAGAACUUAUGUCUUUAUGGACUUCCAAACGAGACCUGGGAAGUUACCUUGCCUGCUGAAGAAGUACCUCCAGAACUUCCUGAGCCAGCUUUAGGAAUUAACUUUGCAAGAGAUGGCAUGGAAGGGAAAGAUUGGCUUGCUUUAGUUGCAGUCCAUAGUGAUGCAUGGCUGCUUGCUGUUGCCUUCUAUUUUGGAGCCCGAUUUGGAUUUGAUAAGGAGUCUAGGAGGCGUCUUUUUAAUAUGAUCAACAACCUCCCUACCAUAUAUGAAGUUGUAACUGGGAUUACCAAGAAGCAGUCCAAGGAAAAGACCUCAAAUAGCAGUAGCAAGAGCAAGUCAAGCUCUAAGAUCUUAAGACAGGGUGAUCAGCUGACCAAGGCGCCAAAGAUAUCACCUCCAAAAGAAGAUGAAGAAAGUGGGACAGACGAGGAGGAAGAUGAAGAGGAGCAUGAGAACACUUUAUGUGGUGCAUGCGGCGACAACUACGCUAAUGAUGAGUUCUGGAUAUGCUGCGAUGUAUGUGAAAGUUGGUUUCACGGAAAGUGUGUGAAGAUCACCCCGGCACGAGCUGAGCACAUAAAACAGUACAAGUGCCCAAGUUGCAGCACUAACAAGAGGAUUCGAACUUGAAGCUGCAAGUGUCUGCGUGCAAUUCCAUUAUCUUUUUGUGCUUCUUCCAGUAUAUUGUUAAUCAUUAGACUUGUAAUUUUAAUUUAGGGCUCGUGCGUUAUGUUAUCUUUAGCUUCUGGGCCACUUUGUUGCUUUGUAGGGAUUUAGAUUGAGAAAAAAAAAAAAUACCGGUGUAUUUUGUAAUGGAAAACUGAUGUGGGCUUUCAGUGUGGGCUUGACAAGUGUGUGUUUUCAGUAAUUCAUGAGAGUAUUCACAUGUCAAGUGUAGUUCUCAUAAUUGAUUAAUUAAUUAAUUC
Molecule: messenger RNA, 1282 nt
Organism: Zingiber officinale
Lineage: Eukaryota; Viridiplantae; Streptophyta; Magnoliopsida; Zingiberales; Zingiberaceae
Product: PHD finger protein ALFIN-LIKE 8-like
Exons: 5
Coding region: 216-986 (256 amino acids)
Biological process (GO): regulation of DNA-templated transcription
Cellular component (GO): nucleus
Molecular function (GO): histone binding; transcription coregulator activity; transcription cis-regulatory region binding
Source: RefSeq, a predicted model, not a curated record